This is a messenger RNA of Angiostrongylus costaricensis, 822 nucleotides long. The record is from the annotation of a GenBank genome assembly. NCBI's taxonomy places the organism in Eukaryota, Metazoa, Nematoda, Chromadorea, Rhabditida, Metastrongylidae.
UUGCUUCUUCAGAGUCGGAUUUGCCAGAAGAGAUCUGAGAAGAAGAAAAGUCGUGCUAUCUUUCAUGCACAUGACAUUGCAGAGCUAUAUGUAUUUUUCCUAAUUCACGUGGCGCUGCAACGCAUAUUGCGCGGAUCUCAGCGCUUUCUCAAUCGAUUCAACUCUUCGUACCCAUCUUCGACGAAGGCCUUUGUCGCAACAGAGCGAAGCCUGAGCACUGCCCCACUUAAAAAUGCGAAGAGGUCGCAGCUGAUUCAACGAUCAGUGCUUCUUCGCUAUGCGGACACCGAUCCACUCAUCAUAUUUUCCGCACACGGGCAUUACGACUAUAUCACCGUUAUUCUUUCUUCCUAUGGAUAUUUAAUGCGUCGGCUUUUCUGUCGCUUAUUCGAUGAGCAGCUCCGAGAACUGAUUCCUGCGUUUGAGACCCGUGUUUUUCCCGAGUUCAUAGUUCGAUGCCCGGCAAGCGACAGUGCGCGAUUUGUUGCCGUGUCGUUGAAUCCGGACGACAAAAUUGUAAUAGGAGACAUGCACGAUAUAGAACAACCAAGAAUAGGCAGCGAAGCGUUCUUUAGUGUGUGCUUGGCGCCACUAUGGGGAAGCGCUCCUAAAUGGUUAAUGCUCAUUGAGUUUAUCGAGUACUACAGGCUUCAGGGUGCAGAAUAUUUCUAUAUCUAUAAGCACGAUUGUGACAACAUUACUCAAAGUAUAUUGGAUAGUUAUGAGAAGGAAGGUACUGUAGAGGUAGUGGAAAUCGCUGACGUCACCAAUUGCGUGGGAAGACACAGAUGUCGCCACCAAAUUCAGCUUCAGGUGGGCUAA